This is a messenger RNA of Cryptotermes secundus, 2856 nucleotides long. It is a transcript of the gene LBR, whose product is annotated as delta(14)-sterol reductase TM7SF2. The record is from RefSeq and is a predicted model, not a curated record. NCBI's taxonomy places the organism in Eukaryota, Metazoa, Arthropoda, Insecta, Blattodea, Kalotermitidae. Gene Ontology annotation, cellular component: endoplasmic reticulum membrane; nuclear inner membrane. The transcript is spliced from 11 exons. Gene Ontology annotation, biological process: sterol biosynthetic process. Gene Ontology annotation, molecular function: oxidoreductase activity, acting on the CH-CH group of donors, NAD or NADP as acceptor. Bases 328 to 2157 code for a protein of 609 amino acids.
UUUAGAAGACUGGCAUGGUUGAUUCGUAGUACGGUUGCAACACUUUAUGAAUUGUUUACUGUUAGGUAAUAUAAAUUGGGCGUACACAGAUGUAUGUGUAUACGUGCAUAUUUUCGUUAUUAAGUUUCUGUAGGUUGCACUGUUGUGAGGAUAAUGGUGGCAAUGCGGUUUUUACUAGGGGUGUCAUUGACCAUAAUGGAAGCCGAAUCUCAGGAAUUUGUAUGAUUUAAGUGUAUAUGCAGUAAAUGAUUUAGCCUCCAAUUAAAUUUUAUCAGGUGUCCGCAUACAGUUUGAAGAAAGGCUCAAGUAGAUUCUCAAGGAGGAAAUAUGCCAGAGAGAAACUUCCGAAAAUCUCCAGCUCGAGUAGCAGCAGCGGCUGCUGCAGCUCAGAAUUCAGUCUCUCCCAGACAGAGGUCUCCAGCUCGUCGUGCUGAUAAAUCUUCAUCACGUCGGUCUGAAAAAUCUCCAUCCCGGUCUGAAAAGUCUCCAUCCCGUCGAUCUGAAAAGUCUCCAUCCCGUCGGUCUGGGAGGUCACCAUCACGUACUGAAAAAUCUCCAAGUCGGACCUCUCGAAAACAGUCACCAUCAAGGAAAUCAUCAAGGCAGAGAAAGUCACCUGCUCGCAGGCAAAAGUCUCCUGCAAGAAUCGUACCAGAAACUGUAAUUCCGUCUGAGGAAGAAAUAAUUCAGCAAUCACCAGUGAGUGUUUACAAUCACAACACUGGAGAUGGCAUUGAUCUUUCAAGCAGUACAAGACAAUCAAGAGAGCCCUCUACAUCGUGUGUUGUUCUUUUAAGGAGAUCUAGAAGAAUCAUCACUCAUGAGGAGUUGGAGAACAGAUUAGAAGAAAAAAAGGGAAUUGAGCAAUUGAAAGUAUCUAGUGAGACAGAAGUGGAAUGUCCUGAGAAGCCCUCAUCAAAAUCAGAAUGUCAAGAAGUUAAGGAGUUUGGUGGCAUAUUUGGAGUUUUGCUGUUGCAAAUUAUUUCACCACUGUCACUUCUGGCAGCUCAUCUGUAUUCUUCUAAGGCACAGUAUGGAGUGAAAAAUUUCACAAUCCCACUUGACUGGAAAGCAUAUUUUGACUUGGAAGUAGCUGCAUUGUGUCUUGGAUUUAUAGCACUACAGUUCAUGCUGUCCAUUAUACCAGUGGGAAAACUUGUUGAUGGGUUGCCAAAUAAAUUAGGCAGGCUUCAGUAUCGAUGCAAUGGAUUACUGAGUGCCAUUAUCACAGUGACAAUACUUGGAGUUCUGAGAUAUUUUGAAUUUCCUGUAACAAUUAUUGCAGACAAGUAUGUUCAGUUCUUGGUCACUGCGUUGGUAUGUGCAUAUCUCUUUGCUGUACUGUUAUAUAUCCGAGGUGGACGAGCCCAUUUAGUGGCUCAGAAUCCAUUUGCAAUGACAGGAAGUGUUUUAUAUGACUUCUGGAUGGGCAGAGAGGUGAAUCCUCGGAUUGGGCCGUUUGAUGUGAAAAUUUGUCUGAUAAGGACUGGUAUAAUCGGAAUGAUUGUGGUGAAUGCUGCAUUGGUACUUAAAAGCAUAGAGCAGAGCAAUGGAUAUUCAUCUACUCUGCUGUUAGCUGCUGGAUUUCAAAUCUGGUAUGCUCUAGAUUUUCUGUGGUUUGAGGAUGGAUUUCCAACUAGCUUUGAUGUUAUGUACGAGGGUACAGGAUACAUGCUGACACUGGCAUAUGACAUAUAUCCAUUCAUACCAACCACAAUCACAAGAUUUUUGCUUGUCUACAGGGUGGAAGUGCCGUUGUACUGCUUGGCAGUUAUUGCUGUUGUCAAUACCAUCGGCUAUGUGAUUUACCGAGGUAGCAAUUCACAAAAGAGUGAAUUCAGAAAAAAUCCACUGAAUCCUGCUUUGGCUCAUUUGGAAACAAUACCAACAUAUCGUGGAAAAAAGAUUCUUGUUUCUGGAUGGUGGGGCUGGGUUCGACAUCCGAAUUACCUUGGAGAUAUAAUCAUGAAUUGGUCAUGGGCUAGUACUUGUGGUCUUGUUCAUCCUUUGCCCUACGUGAUGGUGCCCUUGUUCACAACAUUGCUGUUGCUUCACAGAGCUAAGAGGAAUGAUUGGCGAUGUAAACAGCGUUACAAUGCGGCGUGGGAUCGUUACUGCAACCGUGUUAAGUAUCAUGUCAUACCAAAAGUCUUUUAACCACUGUGAAGCACAUUUUGAUAUGCUCAAAGCCAUGACAGGUCAAAUGUUCUCUGGUUAGGACUUGAUCUCAGGAGGAGGAUAAUUGUAGUUUCUCUCUCCUUUGUGUUACAGGAUGUUAAAUCAUUCAUGAUAGCUGGCAAAUAAUAGGAUGAUCUAAUAGAUUUUAAGAUGAAUUUUAAUUAUAGUAUUUUUUUAUAAUUUACAUAAUAAGAGAUAUUUUAUGUAAUGUCAGUUACAGAAAAUUAAGAAUAGUGUGCAAUGUCCUGACCAGGUGUUGGCCCACCAUAGUGUGUGGGCUUCAUUGUAGCUCUUUUUUAAAACUUACACAAUUAUUGUGCUUGUAAAAGAAAUGUAUUAAAUCCAGUAGAGUGUGAAAAAUAUUUUUAGUGAUGAUUUGUGUUGAGCUUUUAUGUAAAGUAAGACCGUCCGGAUUGUUGCCUUACAGAGAUAUUUAAAUUUUAUAAUGAUUCACAAUAUAAUUUUAAUUCUUAUAUGCUGGCUCUGCAUGUGAUGGUAUCUUCAAGAACUGUUUACUUCUGGAUCAACAGACAUUAUUCUUGGCAUGUGCCAUACCAUUUUGAUAUAAUAAAUCAUUAUUAUUGAUUUGUACAUAGAUUACCUCACAAAUUAUAGAUAUUUCAUUUUCACAUACAUUAUUAAUAGUUUUAAUUUCACCAGACAUAUCAACUUUAGCAC